Syzygium oleosum is the source of this 2016-nucleotide messenger RNA. Its product is annotated as disease resistance protein RPV1-like. The transcript is spliced from 4 exons. Lineage: Eukaryota; Viridiplantae; Streptophyta; Magnoliopsida; Myrtales; Myrtaceae. The record is from RefSeq and is a predicted model, not a curated record. Bases 1 to 2016 code for a protein of 671 amino acids.
AUGUCCAUGAUAAAGCUUUUAGAUGGUAGUAAGUUUUGGAUGCAUGAUCAAUUUAGAGAUCUUGGAAGGGCGAUUGUUCGUCAAGAAAAUCUAAAGCACCCAAUCAAGCGAAGUAGGGUUUGGAAUGAUGAUGAUGCCCUUAACAUAUUGAGAUCAACAGAGAGUAAGGAAAAUGUUCAAGCACUCAAACUGCAAGGAGAAAUUUGGGAAGAUGCUCGUGUUAUCGUUACUCCUGAUGAGCUUAGACGCUUUCAACAUCUGUGGUUCCUUUGGUUAAGAGAUGUAUCCUGCGAGGGGGACUUUACAGGUUGUCUUUCAGAAUUGAAGUGGAUUCGUUGGCGUUACUUGGAUUAUCCUUCUUGGUUAACUCGAGUUUUUAAAGCAACCAAUUUGUGUCUAGAGAAUCUAGUAGUGGCAGAGCUUUCAGGAGAUCAAAUCACAGAUGGUUUGGUGGAAAGCCUAAUCAAGGAGGGAAAGAAAUUGAAAGUUCUCACUCUCGAACAUAGUUUGGGCAUAACUAGAACACCUAGUUUUCCUGAAUGCUCAACUUUAGAAAGAUUGACUCUUCAACAUUGUGCUCAUUUGGUAAAAAUUGAUCGCUCCAUUGGGAAUCUAAGGUGCCUCAUUCACUUGAAUAUUAACUCGUGCAAGAAACUUCAAGAUUUGCCUGAGAAACUUGGAGAUCUACUAAAUCUUCAAUACUUCUCUGUAAGGGACUGUUCCAGCUUGAGUGAACUUCCUGACUCUGUUUCGCAAUUAACAUUGUUGAUGAAGCUGGAUGUAUCGUCCACGAUGAUUACGAGAUUACCUGAUUCUAUUGGUAGACUAACACGUUUGGUAACUCUCAAGAUCUCAUCCACGCCAAUUGCCGGACUUCCAAACUCCAUCAAUGAUUUACAGAGUCUUUCGUCUUUCCAUGUAAGUCACAAUGUGAUUGAGGAACGCCCCACCUUCAUGGAAAACUUACAAUUUUUACGAGUAUUCAAAUUGUUAGGUGGGGGUCAUUUUGCAGCACGAUGGGAGUUACCUAGCAUCAUUGGAAGGUUAAGGAAUCUAGAAGAGUUAUACGCGGAUUAUUUUCCAGAGCUAGAGGGUGAAGUUCCUCCUGAAAUUGGAGAAUUGUCCUUGCUAAGAAUCUUAAGCUUAAAGCAUACUCGGAUCGUUAGGGUGCCUGGGACUAUCAGCAAGCUUCAUCCCCUCCAAACACUGGACUUAGAAGGUUGUGAUGAGAUUCAAGAGUUGCCGGGGCUUCCCGACAGUUUAAUCGUUUUGCGUCUGAAAUCCAAGUCUAUACAGAUAGUCCCUAACAUCUCAAACCUUACAAAUUUAGUUGAAUUGCUCCUAUCUGAUGGCUCUGAAAAUGGGAACCCUUCAAAUGUAAUUCAAACUUGUGACUUACAGUGGAUCGGGAAGCUAUCCAAACUGAAAAAGUUGGAAUUGUGCAUUUUAAAUGUCCCCUCACCGCCUACAGAGCUGAGUUCUCUUCCUUUGCUCAGCCAGCUUACUUUAACUGGACUAGACCUGCAAACCGUCAGGAAACUUCCAUCGUCUCUGCUGGAGUUGGAACUGAAAAAUGUCAAUUCAAUAGAUUCACUAUCGUCGAACUUGAAAAAUUUGAUAGAAUUGAGGCUCUUUGCCACUCGAGUGAAUGAAAUGCAUCUCGAUGGCCUUCCACAGUUGGAAAGGUUGACCGUGUCGGAGUGUGAACUCCUCGUGAGAUUGUGCAUUGUGUCAACCAUAGCGAAACUAAAAGAAGCCGAGGUAUCUUCUUGUGCAAGGCUAGUUGAAAUUCGAUUUCUCGGUGCAUUGGAAUCUUUGGAGAAGCUUUCAGUCGAAAAGUGCUAUUCUAUGAGAAGGCUUGGCGGUUUAUCAAACUUGAAAAACCUGAAGGAUUUAAAAAUCCAGGAAAUCCCCGAGCUACAAGUCAUCGAGGGCCUUGAUGAAUGGAGACGACGUGCCACAAGCUGGAGACAUACAAGGCUUGAGCAGAGGAUACGAAACUUGAUGGAGCAUUGA